Messenger RNA from Nelumbo nucifera (sacred lotus), 1883 nucleotides. Its product is annotated as ubiquitin-associated (UBA)/TS-N domain-containing protein. The record is from RefSeq and is a predicted model, not a curated record. NCBI's taxonomy places the organism in Eukaryota, Viridiplantae, Streptophyta, Magnoliopsida, Proteales, Nelumbonaceae. Gene Ontology annotation, molecular function: protein binding.
UCUCACACCAUCGAAGACAAACGAAAUUGUUCCACUAUAAAAGAUUCCUAUCCAAUGGUUCUGGGUGUAGAUCGACUCCAUUCCAUCACCCAACAGUGACUUCUCUCCACGGAAAGGCUAGAUUCUUUCUCACCGGCAGGGCAACGAAAACUAUAAAUAAGGGAAUCAGAAUUUUGAAUAAAGGUCGAGGGGUCAGAGAAACGAGCAUCGAAUCGAAAGGGGUUUAGGGUUCUCUUCGGUUCUGUGGAGAAUCAUCAUUCGAAGCUCUCCAAUGGCGGGCCUAUCCCUCAAAUGUGGAGAAUGUGGGACCCUUCUCAAGUCUGUAGAAGAAGCUCAAGAACACGCAGAGCUCACUUCUCACUCAAAUUUCUCCGAAUCGACGGAAGCAGUCCUAAAUCUCGUCUGCACUACUUGCGGAAAGCCCUGCCGAUCCAAAACUGAAACUGAUUUGCAUACGAAAAGAACUGGACACACUGACUUUUCUGAUAAGACUUCGGAGGCAGCAAAGCAGAUCUCUUUAGAGGUUCCGAAACCUUCUGCUGAUCUAGAAGAGAGUGUUGUUGCUGGUGAAACCAGUCAGCCUGAAGAAAUGGUUGUUCCAGAAGUUGAUGCAAAAUUGCUUGAGGAACUUGAAGCAAUGGGAUUCUCAAAAGCCCGAGCAACACGUGCACUGCAUUAUUGUGGUAAUGUUAGUGUUGAAGCAGCUGUAAACUGGGUUGUUGAACAUGAGAAUGACCUGGACAUUGAUGAGAUGCCCCUGGUUCCUGCCAAUAAAAAAGUUGAGCCUCCCAAACCAGCUCUUACUCCAGAGGAAAUGAAGACGAAAGCACAAGAAUUAAGAGAACGUGCUCGGAAGAAGAAAGAAGAGGAAGAAAAGAGAAUGGAAAGAGAAAGAGAGAAGGAGAGGAUUCGAGUUGGUAAGGAGCUCCUCGAGGCAAAGAGAAUUGAGGAAGAAAAUGAAAGAAAACGCAUGUUGGCCUUGCGAAAAGCAGAGAAAGAGGAAGAGAAGAGAGCAAGGGAGAAAAUCCGUCAGAAGCUUGAGGAAGAUAAGGCAGAAAGAAGGCGUAAGCUUGGAUUGCCACCAGAAGACCCAGUAGAUGCUAAACCUGCAACACCUGUUGUGGAGGAAAAAAAGAGUUUCUUACCUGUUAAGCCUGCUACAAAAGCAGAGCGAAUGAGAGACUGUCUACGAUCUCUGAAGCAGAAUCACAAGGAUGAUGAUGCCAAAGUGAAGAGGGCAUUCCAAACUCUAAUGACAUAUGUAGGGAAUGUUGCAAAGAAUCCCAAUGAGGAGAAAUUCAGGAAGAUUCGACUUAGUAACCCGUCCUUCCAGGAUAGAGUUGGUAGUUUGAAAGGAGGCAUUGAGUUUCUCGAGCUGUGCGGAUUCGAGAAAAUUGAAGGGGGCGAGUUUUUGUUCCUUGCAAGGGACAAGGUUGACAUGGCAGUGCUGAACUCUGCUGGCUCUGAGCUGAACUCUGCUAUAGUAAAUCCCUUUUUUGGAGUUCUCUGAAUAAUAAGGUAGCAUAAUUAUUUAUAGAGGGUUCUUGUGUUGUAUUGGCAUAAUGAACUCCAGCAAGAAAAUUCUAAAGCAACUGUUGUGAAUGGAUGGAUGGGUGGGUAUUAGAAAAAUGGACCUAUCAAAAAAAUGCCAGAAACUUAAAUUAGUUCAUGUUUUUUUUUUUGAAAUUAGUUCAUGUUGCAUUUGGUCGUUGCCUUUGAUUAUAGACAGUUGCCUACUCUUGGCACUUCAAGUUGAUCUCUCUCUCUGUCUGGCUUUCUAGCUGAAUUUGAAAAGGGUUGAUGCUGUAAUCUAUUGACAGGUUUCUGGUUUUGCUUUUUCAAAACCUACUCAGAUAACGUCCAUGCCAGCCUGUUUAUUUUUA